AUGGGCGACAGUGCUCACGGCCGAUUGCCGCGCUCGACGGUCCAGUUCGCGCUACUGCUACUGCUGCUGCUCGUGUCGCUCUCGAGUGGCUCUGCGACCUCUGGCAGCGUCGAGAAUGAGGCCCCCACCCGAUCAUCCACACGCUCUUCAGCCACAAGUGACGUGGCCGCCGCCGCAACGGCCAACUCGACAGCGGAAGUCGGGGACAGCUCCAAGACGCUCUUGCACGAGAAACUGGCGGUCCUGGAGGCCUGUGGAUGGCUGGUGCUGGUGCUGUACACGUCGCUGGCUCUGGCUAUCGCGUGGCGCACGGCCCUGCACUUUCUGUACGCGAGUCGGAGCGCCAAGAAGGUUUUCCACGUGACGCUCUUGGUGUCGACGCUGCUGCAGCUACCCGAAGCCAUCGAGUGGAUCUGCUUCCCCAUGCUGACGGAGUGGAAGGCCAUGUACGUCUGCCGCUUGUACCCUCCGCUGCUUUUGUCGUUCUGUAAAUCAUACCUGGCUAUCUGCUGGGCGGGCGUGGUGGCGGCAGGGCAGCCGAUAGCCCAGCGACGGACUUCCAAGCUGAUUGUCGUCUUCAACUCGCUCUUGGUGCUGUGGGGCGUGACGGUGCCCAUUUUGCUGUCGAGCUUUCGCGACGACGCCGACGGCCAGUACAGCUUUAUGCAGAGCAAGCUUCGAGACGUCUUACUGUAUUCGGGCGUGCUUAUCGUCGUGACGUACGGGAUCCUGUUGGGCUAUCAGGGCUUUCGCCUACGUCGUCGUCUGCUACAUGCGCGCGGUGCCGUCCUCGCUUCCAGCGUCGAGAAGUCCCUCAACCAGCUCAUGCUCUCCAUCUUCAUCUUCAUCGUCUCGGACGCAGCUCGCUUGUUGGCCCUGGUGCUUAACCUAUCGGGCGUUGCCGUGUCGAUGGUCGUGUACCUCGUUCUUUACAACAUCAUCCCGAACGUCUUCCCGACCAUAUGCAUGCUGUACCUCAUGAGGAGGGUCACGGGCAGAGGUAGGAGUCACGUGGGGGUCAGCCACAUCAAGGGACUUACUGCCAAGUUUGCGCUGGCAAAGAACCUGACGGGCUCGUACUCGGACGACGGCAGCAGACGAAGCACCGGCAACGGCAUGGCUUCUUGCGCCUAUGAGGCGAGCGCUGUUGCUGGAGCCGAGAGCGACUUCCAGAAGCAGCAUCGGUAUCUUCGCCAGCAACAGGACCACGUCCAUGGCGCUAGAGAAGCCCGGCAGACCCCGGCGUUUUGCUGGGUCCGCGAGUCCACGGAGCUAUGCUGA
Molecule: messenger RNA, 1281 nt
Organism: Hyaloperonospora brassicae
Lineage: Eukaryota; Oomycota; Peronosporomycetes; Peronosporales; Peronosporaceae
Source: the annotation of a GenBank genome assembly